Caenorhabditis remanei is the source of this 651-nucleotide messenger RNA. RefSeq lists its product as uncharacterized. The record is from RefSeq and is a predicted model, not a curated record. The transcript has a single exon. Bases 1 to 651 code for a protein of 216 amino acids. Lineage: Eukaryota; Metazoa; Nematoda; Chromadorea; Rhabditida; Rhabditidae.
AUGAGAUCGAAACUUGCGCUCAUUUUGAUCUUUCUAUCACUUGUUAUGUUAUCAUUGGCUGACCACAGCUCGGAAUCAUCUGACGACGAUCAUUCAAGCAAAGAAGAUCACUCGGGAGACGAUCCAGAAGAUGGGAAGACUGAAGAGGAUUCUGGAAAAAAUAAAGAGAAGGAAAAGAAUAAGAAAGAAGAUAAGAAUAAGGACAAGCACGAAGAGGCUAACUAUGACGAUGAUGAAGACUCAAAACUGAAUACGUGGGACAUUGAUGCGGCUUUUGUUGGAACUGAACCAACGAAGAAACCAGGAGAAGUCGAUAAUUCCGAGAAGACAACUGUCGAACCACUGGGUGGAUUAUUCACUCCUGGGCCAUCCAGCUUUUGGAAUGAAGUAUUUGGAAAUGGCGGAUCCGGAGGAAAAUCCGAUAGCUCUGCAACUAGUGCGCCUGCCGAGACCACUGAAACUCCAGAAGAGGAUUCUGAGAAUGAUAACGGAGGAUCACCGCAAGGACAUGAGGGAUCUCAUGGUACGGUCAGUGGAAAUCCAUUCUAUCCAUAUCCUCGUCCAGUUGAUGUCUGGGAUCGUCUCAUCGUUCUCGCUGCUUUUCCAAUUUGUUUCUUCGCUCUCAUGCUCAAAGCAGAAAUGUUUCGUUGA